AUGCAAUCCUACGGAUUUAGGAGGCUUCCGGAUGCUGCCCCCGCCAAUGUCCGGCCUUAUCGAUACCAGCAUCUUCAAAAAUCAGAUAUUGAAAGCCUCAUCCACGAAAUGCUUGCGUUGGGCGUCAUUCGACCAAGUGCAAGCCCUUACUCCUCACCAGUUCUUUUGGUCAAGAAAAAGGACGGCUCUUGGCGUCUAUGUGUUGAUUAUCGUGCCUUAAAUGUUGUCACCAUCAAAGACAAAUUUCCCAUACCUGUGAUAGAUGAACUCCCUGAUGAACUCCACGGUGCCUCAAUCUUCUCCAAGCUUGAUCUUCACUCCGGAUAUCAUCAAAUUCAUAUGCACACCGAUGACAUUCACAAAACCGCCUUCCGCACACAUGAUGGGCAUUAUGAGUUCCUCGUAAUGCCAUUCGGUUUGUCAAAUGUCCCCUCUACUUUUCAAUCCUUGAUGAAUGAUUUAUUUCGCCCUCACUUACGCAUUUUAACUAAUCACCUCUUUGUGAAGAAAUCCAAGUGUGUUUUUGCCCAACCACAGAUUGAGUACCUUGGCCACACCAUUUCCUACCAAGGCGUUGCAAUGGAUCAAACAAAAAUUGAUUGCAUUCAAUCAUGGUCCAAGCCGUCUUCCCCAAAGUCUCUGCACGGCUUUCUCGGACUCGCCGGCUACUACCUGCUUCAGCUACCCGAUUUCUCGAAACAGUUUACCAUAGAAUGUGAUAACUCUCAAGGAGGACUAGGCGCUGUUAUGCCACAGGAUGACCACCCAAUUGCCUUCCUUUCCAAACCUCUGUCAGGAAGAAAUCUAGCACUCUUCAUCUACGAAAAGGAAAUGAUGUUUGUCAUUUUUGCAAUCCAAAAAUGGCGCCCAUACCUUCUUGGCCAACAAUUCCGCAUCAUCACGAACCACCAGACCCUUCGCCACUUCCUGGAUCAACAUGCUCUGUCAUGGCGCCAUGAACUCCUUCCUCUAUUGGGCAUCUCUCAACCCAUUUUUACGUUGUUUGUUCCUUCUAUCAAUGAUUGGCGCCCCAAAAUUCUCCAGGAAUUCCAUGGCUCCCCCACGGCUGGCCAUUCCGGUUACCUCCGCACUCUUAAAAGCGUGCAACGUAACUUUAUGUGGCUCGGUUUACGCUCUGAUGUCAAAGCGUUUAUCACCACCUGCGAUACCUGCCAACGCCAACACUACGAAGCCAUCCACCCUCCCGGCCUAUUGCAGCCUCUUCCAAUUCCAGCCGCUUCUUGGCAAUCUAUCAGUAUGGACUUCAUAGAGGGUCUCCCUCAUUCCAAAGGGAAAUUAGUGAUCAUGCUGUCUUUAUCCAAGAGGUCUUCAAACUACAAGGCAUGCCCCAAUCCAUCAUCAGUGAUCGGGAUCCCAUCUUUCUCAGUAACUUCUGGGAAUCUUUUUUUCAGUCGCAGGGAACCAAGCUCUGCCACUCAUUCGCGUACCAUCCUCAGUUGGAUGGCCAAACUGAGGUCAUCAAUCGCAUUUUGGAACAAUACCUCCGCUGUACCAUCGGCGACAAACCCAACUCUUGGACCACAUGGCUCCCAUGGGCCGAAUUUUGGUAGCCAUGGGCCGAAUUUUGCAGUCCAUGCUGUUGACACAACCCUCAUUGAUCGUGACCAACUAUUGAACAUCCUCAAAUCCAAUAUCCAAAUGGCCCAGAAUCGAAUGAAGGUUUACGCUGACAAACAUCGUACCGAGCGCCACUUUAACGUCGGUGAUUAUGUCUACCUUCGGCUACAGUCGUACCGCCAACACUCCAUCGUUUUUCGCCAAAACCACAAGCUCUCUCCUCGCUUCUAUGGCCCCUACAAAAUUGCUGCCCGUGUAGGCCAAGUAACGUAUCGCCUGGAGCUGCCAACCAAUAGCAAAAUACAUCCUGUUUUUCACGUUUCAUUGCUCAAACUCAAGCUUGGCACUACCAGCACUGCGAGCACUCAGCUUCCCCCCAUGUCUUCUUCGGGAGCACAAACUUGGGAACCUGAAGCAAUCUUGGAACGUGGCCUCUUCAAGCACCGUAAUGCCCCACUCACCAAAUGGCUAAUUAAAUGGAAGGGAUACCCAGCUAGUGACGCCACUUGGGAAGAAGCCCAAUCCAUUCUCUCAAGUUUUCCUUCCUUCCAGCCCUGA
Prunus armeniaca (apricot) is the source of this 2136-nucleotide messenger RNA. The record is from the annotation of a GenBank genome assembly. Lineage: Eukaryota; Viridiplantae; Streptophyta; Magnoliopsida; Rosales; Rosaceae.